This is a messenger RNA of Cercopithifilaria johnstoni, 1227 nucleotides long. The record is from the annotation of a GenBank genome assembly. NCBI's taxonomy places the organism in Eukaryota, Metazoa, Nematoda, Chromadorea, Rhabditida, Onchocercidae.
AUGGAUGAGAAUGAUCGUCCACCAGAACCAAUUGCAAGUGAUUAUGUUGAAUUAGGAACAUUACUCAUUUUAUUUAUUAUUGGUGGACCAUUAAAUCUUGCAGCACAUGCACAGAUCACAGAGCGACCAACGGCUACACGCCUUGAUAUUUUGAAACGACACUUGAAUUAUUCUGAUUUACUUGUACUAUUUAUAUAUGUACCAUCACGAGUCUGUUGGCUGCUAACAUAUGAUUGGCGUGGUGGAAAUUCCUUAUGUAAAAUUAUCAAAUUUCUUCAUACAUUUUCUUUUCAGGUAUCAUCAAAUGUGAUUGUUUGCAUAGCACUUGAUCGUUUAUUAUCAGUAAUGUCAUCAAAACAUCAUUCACCGGAAAAAGCUCAGCAAAGAACUCGAGUUAUGCUUAUGAUAGCAUGGAUUGCUGCCGCUAUCAUCAGUACACCACAGUUUGUUGUGUGGAAAACAUUUCUUGCAUUUGAGGAACUUAAUUGGAGUCAGUGUAUGCAGAUCUGGGAUAUAAUUCGUGUUGAGCAAGCCAUGCAAAAUAAUAGUGUUCGAACAUCGCAUCAUUUGAUGGAACUGGAAAAUAUUUAUGUAGUUGUUCAUACGAUGCUGAUUUUUUGGGUUCCAGCAACUAUUGUUCUGUUAUGUUAUCUAAUUGUAUCCUGCUGGGUUUAUCUGAAUUCACAACCCAUAGCAAAUACAACAAUGUAUUCGCAUAAUUUAAUCCAAUUAAAUGUUUUCGGUUCCGAAAACAAUAAGCGAUGUGUAAGGGAUCAACAGUCUGCUGAUUGGAAGCCCUUAAAACCGACGCUAAAGAAAGGAAAGGAUGAAAACACAUCGUCGCUGUUAAGGCCUAGUCCACGUGUCGUUAUCAGUGAAGAUGGUCAGGCUGUCAGUAAGCAGCUGAUAACGAAACAAGAGAACACUGCUAUUACCGAUCACGGUUCAGCUGAUCACUUUGUCAAUUAUCGGUCGUACAACACCAAAAUUAUGCGAAGUCGAGCGAUUCGAAUAAGUUUUCAACUAGUAGCUGCUUAUAUAAUAUGCUGGUUACCGUAUAAUGGGCUUACUUUGUAUCAUUUUAUGGAUCCUCAAGGAUUUUUUGAGACACAUGCUAAUAAGGUUUAUUGUUUGCACAGUAUUAUGGUCUUUAAUGCAGUAAUCAAUCCAUAUCUUUAUGGGCUAUUUGGAAAUUUGUUAUUACGGAGGCGAACUGAUCUAGACUGA